This is a messenger RNA of Phyllostomus discolor (pale spear-nosed bat), 3151 nucleotides long. RefSeq names its product leucine rich repeat transmembrane neuronal 4 (gene LRRTM4). The record is from RefSeq and is a predicted model, not a curated record. The transcript has 4 exons. The coding region runs from base 443 to 2215 and encodes 590 amino acids. Gene Ontology annotation, molecular function: protein binding. NCBI's taxonomy places the organism in Eukaryota, Metazoa, Chordata, Mammalia, Chiroptera, Phyllostomidae.
UCUGUUUUCUCCAGCGGAGGGCACUCAGUGUAUCACAAACUCAAGCAUUAGCACCAACAAGCUCUGAGCAUCAUCAGUCUCUGGAAAGCCUUCUGAAUUAGACAAGGGCUGCCUCUCAGCACAGCUACAAAACACUUUAAACCUGACCAGCUAACUAAAUGGAUAAACCUAGCCUGCAUAGCUUUUAAACUGGGGUCUCAUACAACACAGGAGGCCUACUUGCUUCAAGAACUGAAAUCCAGAGGAUGAAUUGCUUUAUCUGGGAAUGGCAAAAGCCAGCACAAUAAGGAAUGCCAGUUUGUAUGGGGCUACUAGCUCACAUACGAGAUCAGAAUGGUGUGAAUGACAGCCGCACUGUGUCAUGAAGGUGGUGGUGGUUUCAGCGCGAGAGACCAAAUAAGAAGAAAGCUGAGAGGGGGGAACCGUUUUUGGAUGACAAAGGAUGGGUUUCCGUUUAAUUACGCAGCUGAGAGGCAUGCGCGUGGUGCUAGUGCUACUUUCUACACUGCUGCUUGUUAUGCUAUCAGGGGCUCAGAGAGCUUGCCCAAAGAACUGCAGAUGUGAUGGCAAAAUUGUGUAUUGUGAGUCUCAUGCUUUCGCAGAUAUCCCAGAGAACAUUUCUGGAGGAUCACAAGGCUUAUCAUUACGAUUCAACAGCAUUCAGAAACUCAAAUCCAAUCAGUUUGCCGGCCUUAACCAGCUUAUAUGGCUUUAUCUUGACCAUAAUUACAUUAGCUCAGUGGAUGAAGAUGCAUUUCAAGGCAUUCGUAGACUGAAAGAAUUAAUUCUAAGCUCCAACAAAAUUACCUAUCUGCACAAUAAAACCUUUCAUCCAGUGCCCAAUCUCCGCAAUCUGGACCUCUCCUACAAUAAGCUUCAGACAUUGCAAUCAGAGCAAUUUAAAGGUCUUCGGAAACUCAUCAUUUUGCACUUGAGAUCCAACUCAUUAAAGACUGUGCCAAUAAGAGUUUUUCAAGACUGUCGAAAUCUUGACUUCCUGGAUUUGGGUUACAAUCGUCUUCGUAGCCUGUCCCGAAAUGCUUUUGCUGGCCUCUUGAAGUUAAAGGAACUCCACUUGGAGCACAAUCAGUUUUCCAAGAUCAAUUUUGCGCAUUUUCCACGUCUCUUCAACCUCCGCUCAAUUUACUUGCAAUGGAACAGGAUUCGCUCCAUUAGCCAAGGCUUGACAUGGACUUGGAGUUCCUUGCACAACUUGGAUUUAUCAGGGAAUGACAUCCAAGGAAUCGAGCCGGGCACAUUUAAAUGUCUGCCCAAUUUGCAAAAGUUGAAUUUGGAUUCCAACAAGCUUACCAACAUCUCACAGGAAACUGUCAAUGCAUGGAUAUCAUUAAUAUCCAUUACUUUGUCUGGAAAUAUGUGGGAAUGCAGUCGGAGUAUUUGUCCUCUGUUUUAUUGGCUUAAGAAUUUCAAGGGAAAUAAGGAAAGCACCAUGAUAUGUGCAGGACCUAAGCAUAUCCAGGGUGAAAAGGUUAGUGAUGCAGUGGAGACAUAUAAUAUCUGCUCUGAAGUUCAGGUGGUCAACACAGAAAAAUCCUACCUGGUGCCCCAAACUCCCCAGAAGCCUCUGAUUAUUCCUAAACCUACAGUCUCUAAAUCUGACCCCACCCAGCCCACCCUUGAAACACCAAGCCCCUCCCUAGGGUUUCAGAUUCCUGGCACAGAACAAGAGUAUGAGCAUGUUUCGUUUCAUAAAAUUAUUGCAGGGAGCGUGGCUCUCUUCCUCUCAGUGGCCAUGAUCCUCUUGGUUAUCUAUGUGUCUUGGAAACGCUACCCAGCCAGCAUGAAGCAACUUCAACAGCACUCUAUUAUGAAGAGACGGCGGAAAAAGACCAGAGAGUCUGAAAGACAAAUGAAUUCCCCUUUACAGGAGUAUUAUGUGGACUACAAGCCUACAAACUCUGAGACCAUGGAUAUAUCCGUUAAUGGAUCUGGGCCCUGCACAUAUACCAUCUCUGGCUCCAGGGAAUGCGAGAUCCCACACCACGUGAAACCCUUGCCAUACUACAACUACGACCAGCCGGUGAUCGGGUACUGCCAGGCUCACCAGCCGCUCCAUGUCAACAAGGGCUACGAAGCAGUGUCCCUGGAACAGGAUGAAACCCCCGGCCUGGAGCUCGGGCGUGACCACAGCUUCAUCGCCACCAUCGCCAGGUCGGCAGCACCUGCCAUUUACCUUGAGAGAUUAACAAACUAAUGCAAAACUCCUAACUGGGGGACUCGAAGUGUGGGGAGGGAGGGCCUUCAUCUUAAAGAAGAAGGGGUGUCAAAAUUGCGCAAGCAAGCCGGCUCAUCGUUCCUGUUAAAGUGUUUAUCACAAAUUGGAAAGGAAAAGCAAAACUGCUUCAAGAGAGCAGAUGCACCGGCAGCAUAACCAGGAGAAACUACAGAACGUUCUUUGCUUUAAAACAAACGACAAACAAAUAUGCUCCUGGGUGUAAAUAGUAAAAGUGUCGAGUUCUUAUAAAAAUAGAUUUCACCCUAGCUACAUAUAGGUUUGUUUGUAUAUUUGCUUUUUCUACACUGCAUGGUUCCUGGGCUGGAGAACCACAGGGCGGGACAAACCUGGGGUGGGUGGGGAGUUGGGGAGAUAAUCCAGUUUUCCUUGUUAGGUGUGUGUAACUCUCAGACUUUAUUUCAAUUGCUUUGUUUCACUUUUUCUUUAAAAAUGUUGUUUGUUCUUGUCUGGUUUGUUUCAUUUUUAUUGUUUACUUGGUCAAGUGAUUCUGUUUCUGAUGUUAAACAUGGGCAUUCAAGCUUAUGUUGUACCAAAAGAAAAUUUGCGUUACCGCAGACUGCAAAGAAACACAAUUGAUCACAAAGCCUGACAGAACUACUACAAUGAAAAUCCAAUAGAUUGUGGGUGAAUGGCUCCUCCAGACGCACGGUGUACACUGUGGGAGGAGAUCUGCUUUUUCCGGUUGGCCGUCCUCACUGUGUGUUUUCACGGGUGUAAGAAGUCGGAAGGAGGGACCCCUGAAGACCUGCAGGGAAAAUAACCCCCAGAAACAUCCUCCAGUGGACUGGGAGAAUCUGCAGAACAAUGGCCAUGUGGUCAAUGAAUGAAACUGUCAAGGUGACAAAUUUCUAAACACAAGAUAAUGUGUAACAUUGCUUUUUAAAUUAUCAAUUA